CGGAGAGCUGCGGAGCUGAAAUGAAGCGCACACACGGAGCGGCUCACACCGUGCAGCGCCGUGCGGCUCAGGAAGAGGCUCCGCGCCGCUAAAGCUGAAGGCUGCUCCGGCUGAAUGAAGGGCUCCGUCCAUGCGGAGGCUAGCGCUCACUCUGCUGCCCUGUGCUGUUGCCGUCCUGGUGCACUUGUGGUUGGCACAACGACCCUCCUCCACCCCGCUGGACAACAACACACACUCGGAUGAAGCGUCACCCUUCUAUGAAGUUUUGGUGGGAGUGCUGUCGGCGAGACACCAUCAUGAGCUGCGACAAGCGAUAAGGGAGACCUGGCUUGGCUACCUCAGAGAUCACCCCCACUUCCAGCACAGAGUGGGGGUGAAGUUUAUCGUGGGCAAACAUGGGUGUCCCAUUCCAGAGGAGGACAGAGAGGAUCCGUACUCCUGCUCCAUCCUGAACUUCACUGAGCCAGUGACAGGGCAGGAUGCAGAGAUAGAGAUCGUGACAGUGUCUGACCCCUCGGUGCUCUCCCCGUCCGACGUGCCGGCCGUCGCCCUGGAUUUCAAGGUCCUCCACCCGGUGGUGAUCACCAGACUGGGGGUGUUUCCCAGCGGGAACCGGCCCGAGCUUCAGAGCAACGUAACGGUGAAGCUUCUCCAGCUGGACCAGGAGGAGGCUGUGGUUACUGCUCGCUUCAGUGCCAUCAGCACAGGGACCAUGGUGAACGGGGUGUGGUACAAACCAGUGGAGCAGUUCAUCUUGCCUAAGGGCUUUGAGGGGACGCUGGUUUGGGAGAGUCUGGACUCUUCUGGGUUGACAACAGUCAACUCCUCCUCUGUGCAGCUCAACGAUGGAGGAGGUGUCCUCAAGAUCUCCUCUAUCGCAGAGGGCAUAUUGCCUCAUAGAAGUGCUCUUGGAUUUCCCGGUUUGGCUGGAGGGUUCACAUUUACUAUCUACGAUGGAGACGGUCUGUCGGGGCUCCUGCGGGGCCGCCCAGCCAGGAUGGAGCAACAUGCCUCCAGGCUGAGGCAGGAGGACGCCGCUUUGCAGCGGGAGAGCCUGCAGCACGGCGACAUGGUGUUCGUAGACGUGGUAGACACCUACAGGAACGUGCCUUCCAAACUGCUUCAGUUCUAUAAAUGGUCUGUGGGAAACGCUGACUUUAAUCUGCUGCUGAAGACGGAUGAUGAUUGUUACAUCGACGUGGACUCAGUAUUAAUGAAGAUUGACCACAAGGGUCUCAAGCGCAGCAAUUUCUGGUGGGGGAAUUUCAGGCAGAGCUGGGCAGUGGAUCGCAUUGGGAAGUGGCAGGAGCUGGAGUACGCUAGUCCGGCCUACCCGGCGUUUGCCUGCGGCUCAGGCUACGUGGUCUCUCGUGACCUGGUCCAGUGGCUCGCCAGUAAUGCGGAGAAGCUGAAGGCCUACCAGGGAGAAGAUGUGAGCAUGGGGAUAUGGAUGGCAGCUGUUGGACCACAGAAAUAUCAGGACCCCGGCUGGCUGUGUGAGAAAGAGUGCUACCUGGACAUGCUGUCGUCCCCCCAGCACACAGCCGAGGAGCUGCACAUUCUCUGGGACAGGAAGAGGGCCUGCGGAGACCCCUGCGGUUGUCCCUGGAGCCACUAAAAAUCUGGCGUACAACCACACUCACCACGUGGCACUGUGGGUAAAAAAAUGCACUCAACACUGGCUGUCACUUCAGUUUCUGUGGUUUCCUGAAAACCCCAAACUGAGCCGUUUCAGAGUUUUAUCGAUAUUAUAUUAUUAAAUGAUAUAAACUUAGGUUUUUGGAAACGUGUGAUUUUCUGUCGAGAAAUGAUAAAAACUCGGAGAGUCCAUGGCAGGUUCUUAAUAUUAACAGAAUACUCUACCAACAUAAUAAACCAUUUGCAGCUUCAGAACACAUUAAAAACACAUUUAGCUGUAGCAAACUGUCAGUAUUUGUAUAAUAAAAUCAGAUAUUAAAUUUGAAAAUGUCAUCAGUGGAACAAAAAACAAAAAAUGUGGGAAAAGAUUUCGGGUUUAAAGAUGUUUUAGUAAUGUGGUAACUGACGUUGGUGGACGUGGACCAUGUGAUGGUCACUGUGUGCAGAAUUACUGCUGUAUGACUUGAGUACUUUGUAAUAUUAUAAUUACUGAUACUCUGAUAUAUGACAGACUCAAACCUUUUGGUUUCAAAGGGAUAUUUGAUGGUAUUUUACAGGUGACUGCUUUACAUUGCUAUAUUUUGUAAAUUAUUGUCUUAAGCUUUUCAUCCUCCUCACUAUUUGUAGAUUUAUGACGAGCUUUCUCACAAACACACACAGUUUGUACUGUAACUGUCAUUGUGCAAAUAGUGAUGUGGCCUUACUGUGCGUGUUAGGCGUCAUACUGUACGUAUGUUAACACAGAUUUCAGUCGGUGUAUUUGCAACACAGAUUUUUGGAACUUGACGAAAAACAGUCAGAGUGACUGUGAAAUAGACUCACUAGUUUAACACUGGUUUUACGAAACCCUCCUCACAGGUAAU
This is a messenger RNA of Toxotes jaculatrix (banded archerfish), 2501 nucleotides long. It is a transcript of the gene b3galnt2, whose product is annotated as beta-1,3-N-acetylgalactosaminyltransferase 2. The record is from RefSeq and is a predicted model, not a curated record. NCBI's taxonomy places the organism in Eukaryota, Metazoa, Chordata, Actinopteri, Toxotidae. The transcript is spliced from 12 exons. Bases 131 to 1618 code for a protein of 495 amino acids. Gene Ontology annotation, cellular component: membrane. Gene Ontology annotation, molecular function: hexosyltransferase activity.